Molecule: messenger RNA, 234 nt
Organism: Sphaeroforma arctica JP610
Lineage: Eukaryota; Ichthyosporea; Ichthyophonida
Exons: 2
Source: RefSeq, a predicted model, not a curated record
AUGCCCUGCCAACAGAAAUGGAAGAAAGAAGUUGAGUCUUUGCGUGCCGAGAAGGCGUUGGUUGAUAAGUUAGUUGCGGAGUUACAGAACGCUGGCACCACCGAAGCGUCUGAGGCUGCAGCCAAACACCACUCAGCCAUGGCAGAGAUGCAGGCGGCGUUCGAUGAGAAGAUGUCCGCGGCCGAAGCGGCAGCUGCUGCGGCGACUAUGGCCUUACAGAUGGAGCUGGAUGAG